AUGCCUUCCUCCGCCGUCAGCCCUACUACAUGUGAAUGGAAAAGAAGGAUUUUAGGAAAAAUUAUCUCUGCUGUUCUCCUCCUCUUCUUCGUGUUUACUGCACCAUCCACUGCGGAUAUCAUAUCUGCGAAAAUCCGAUCUCAUAACCGAGAUAUGAUUGUAUUCUCGGAGUUCGAAUAUUCACAUACCGGUUACGUUUCUGUGGCGCUCUCCUCCGUCGCGAUCUCCUCCAUUCCGGUGACAUCAAACGUAUCACAACUUGAUCCUUCGCGUAUCGGUUUCUUGCUUCUAUCCGAUGAAUUUUUAUACCGCUACUACCAGGAAUUCAAACAAAACCCUGAUAUGUGCCCCUUAGAUAUCAAAAACAUCUCAGUCCUGUUCACAUUCCAAGAUCUCUCCCCUCCUCUUCAGUCGUCCUUUAACAAAUCGUACCAUGUCACAUAUCCCGGUACGUACUCUCUCUUUUUAGCCAAUUGCAACGACCAAUCCCUCCUCACCAUGGAUGUCCGCACAGAGCUCUACAGCACCGAUGAUGAGGGGACUACCACUACCAAAGACUAUUUAUCAGCUGGGCAACCGCAGCCGUCUUUUUUCUUCAGAUUGUUCCUUAUUUAUCUGUGUUUUCUAGUGUUUUGGAUCUCUAUAUCCUUAAAGAAGCAUCGAUAUUUUCAGAGGAUCCAUAUACUUAUGGGUGUGCUGCUUGUUAUAACUCUUGUUCACCAUUUAUGUGCGAUGGCGGAUCAACAAGACCUGAAGGUUACGGGGAGUCAUCAUGGAUGGCAUACGUUGUUAUACAUAUUUCAGUUUAUGAGGAAUGUGCUUUUGUUCACCGUAAUCGUGUUGCUCAAUGUAGAAUGGUGUUUAAGGAAGCCGUUUUUGGUAGAGGGAGAAAUAUUCAUCUUGACGAUCGUGAUCCUACUUGAGGUUUGGGCUAAUGUAAGCUCUGUAGCGGCUGUGGAAUCCGGUCCGCUUAAUUAUCAAGAGUUGCAGUAUUUGAUAGAUAAGUUUUCGCUUAUAGAUUUCAGCUGUUGCCUGGUUGUUGGUUUCCAUUGUUUUAACUUGGCUGAUCAGGCUACGGAUUCAUCAAAGGGGACUUCUGCUACUGCUAGGCCGCCGAAUAUGUUCCAUGCCUGGGUAGUAGUAUACAUUAUAUAUUCGAGGGGAAUGAAUUUCCCGCUAAAGGUUACUGCUGCAAGAGAAGCCGGCGAUCUUGUGUUCUAUAUGGUGAUGUUUUACAUGCACAAACCAAUUCUUCUUCAGGAACAGAAUUUAAACUGUCUAGGGUAG
Molecule: messenger RNA, 1287 nt
Organism: Lactuca saligna
Lineage: Eukaryota; Viridiplantae; Streptophyta; Magnoliopsida; Asterales; Asteraceae
Source: the annotation of a GenBank genome assembly